AUGGGGCUCUUGGGACUUCUGCCAGUCCUGGCAUUCUUCAUCCUCUUGGGGGGAGUCCAGGAACCUGAGCUGGUUGAGGGGUUCUUUGGCAAGAGGUGUCCCCGAACCAGAGUACCAUGCAUUUACAGAGAAAUCGACCAGUGCACGAGGAGCAAACCAUGCCCCGGGAAGAUGAAGUGUUGCAAUUUUAACUGUGCAAAGAAAUGUUUAGACCUCAAGGAAGACAUAUGCAGUUUGCCAAUGGAUAUUGGCCUCUGCCUGGCCCGCAUUCCACGCUGGUGGUACAAUAAGGAGAUCAAAAGCUGCUCCAGAUUCAGCUAUGGUGGUUGCAGUGGGAACAAUAACAACUUCCAGUCUAGAGCUGUCUGCAGGGCCAUCUGCCCAGAUAUAUAGUCACCAUCUCCCUGAGUAGGAUAAAGAGGACUGGAACAACCUCCAGAAUUUGGCUCAUAAUUCAGGGAUGUCUCCAUGUGUGCCUGAUGGAUGCUUCAUAUCGGCUUCCUCUGGCCAAAUCGCAGCUGCCAAGACACUGACUGUUCCAAAACCCAACCCCCAGGAUUUGCUUACUCCCUUUCCUCCAACGCAGCUUUUCUUCAAACACAAUGCCCUUCACCCUUUAACCUUUUCUCAGUGUCUGGUCCUAUCUCUUCACU
Molecule: messenger RNA, 653 nt
Organism: Ailuropoda melanoleuca (giant panda)
Lineage: Eukaryota; Metazoa; Chordata; Mammalia; Carnivora; Ursidae
Product: WAP four-disulfide core domain protein 6A-like
Exons: 4
Coding region: 1-393 (130 amino acids)
Biological process (GO): negative regulation of peptidase activity
Cellular component (GO): extracellular region
Molecular function (GO): serine-type endopeptidase inhibitor activity
Source: RefSeq, a predicted model, not a curated record